CGUGCGACCCUACAUGUCCAGGAAAUUCGCGGAUCGCAGAGCGCAUCCAGCAAUUGAUGGAAAAGAUGCUAAACAACUGGGGAAUUGACAAGCAACGGGUCCACGUAAUUUUGCGUGACAACGCGGCAAAUAUGAAGAAAGCUAUGAGGGAUAUGGGGGUGCCGAGUGUGGGCUGUGUCGCCCAUUCCUGUCAACUCUGUGUGCAUGAGGGCCUGCUGUCUCAACGCAGCGUGACAGAGACCAUGGCCAACGCAAGGAAGAUUGUAGGCCAUUUUAAACACUCCCCGUUGGCCUACUCUCGACUAGAAGACAUACAGAUGGACCUAAAUAUGGAUACCAAGUGCCUACAGCAAGAUGUACAGGUGAGAUUCCUCUCGUAACAUUCUUUAAUGUAUUUCUAUUUUAUUAUUAUUUCCCAUACACUUGAUUUAGUAAGCCACUAAUACAUUACGUGCUCUGCACCUAAUUUGCACAAAAAUAAAGUGAAUCAUGUUCUCUUAUGUGCAGACACGAUGGAACAGCAGCCUCUAUAUGCUGCAGAGCCUACUGCAACAAAAACGUGCUCUUAGUGUCUUUGCAGCCGAGCACACUCUACCAGCAACACUGACAGCUCACCAGUGGGAGCUGAUGAAUAAGACUGCUGAUGUGCUAUCCCCCUUUGAAGAGCUGACCAGGGAUGUGAGCAGGGAGACUGCAACUGCAGCUGAUGUGAUCCCUGCCAUAACAGUCCUCAGACGUGUUCUGUCACGGGAGGAUGAUGAUGACCAGGGAAUAAAAACAAUGAAGAGGACUCUGCUGGAGGCAGUGGAGAAGCGCUUUGCUGAUGUUGAAACUGAGCCACUCUUCUACAUCGCCACUCUUCUAGAUCCCAGAUACAAAGAUGGGCAAGUAUAGUAAAAUUAAAAUGCACCUUUUGUACAUCAUGUUUAUAUAAAGUCAAGUCAUCACCACCAGACACCAGUAUUAAGCCAAUUUAUUUUUUACUUUCUUUUAAUUUAGUUU
This is a messenger RNA of Sander lucioperca (pikeperch), 1002 nucleotides long. RefSeq names its product zinc finger BED domain-containing protein 4-like. Lineage: Eukaryota; Metazoa; Chordata; Actinopteri; Perciformes; Percidae. The record is from RefSeq and is a predicted model, not a curated record. The transcript has 2 exons. Bases 490 to 894 code for a protein of 134 amino acids.